Molecule: messenger RNA, 813 nt
Organism: Aureobasidium pullulans EXF-150
Lineage: Eukaryota; Fungi; Ascomycota; Dothideomycetes; Dothideales; Saccotheciaceae
Exons: 3
Coding region: 1-813 (270 amino acids)
Source: RefSeq, a predicted model, not a curated record
AUGGCGUUCGUCUACAAACCAUCAGACAGGCCCUUUCUCCGCGUAGCUGCCGAAACCGGAGCAGCUGUCGCUCGGCUCAAAUCGGCGCGCCUCGUGACGCCAUCGCUCGUGGAAGCGUCGCCCAGAAUUUGGACAGUCGCGGUGCUAUCAGCAAGAACGGAGACCGUAACAUUAGAGACAAUGGCAGAAGAGAUGACGGACAGAACGGCAGAGAUGGUAGAGGUUAUGGCAGAAACGACAGAGGCGCACGAUGUCGAUGGUCUGACACCCGACCAAAUCAAAGUCAUCAUCCAGGAAGAGAGCGUCAAGAUUGAGAACGGCUCCUACACCGCCGCCUCGCCUACCGUCAUCUCACCUGCCGCCACCUCGCCUGCCGUCACCUUGCUCGCCGUCGCAUCGCUCGCCGCCGCUUCAGCCUUGAUGGACGACCCUGACGCCGCCCGCUUGAAGCUAGGAAACCUGGUCAAGGAGAUCAUCGCCGUCCAAGCCACUGUCACCAAGCUCAAGGGUGCCGGCGAGCAGGCAACCAGGGGUCUCGAAGAGGCGAGAAAGUCAAUGACUCAUGCUGAGUUGAUGGUGCAAAAGUCCAUGGAGGAGCUCAAGGGCGUCGGCGACGCCCUCGAACGUGCCAACACGAUCGCCGGAGACCUGAAGGUCGUUCACGCCCGCAUGGCUGACGACAUGUCCCCUUCGGCCCGCACCUCCGCCCGCGCUUUCGUGACCCCUCGUGGAGUCGCCUCUCGCCCUACCAGCGUCUCGGACCAGAUCCUGGGCUCUCCUCCCAAUACCUGGCAGCGUAACCCCUUCCAGUAA